UUAUAUUUUAAUGUUUCUGUUGUCAGACAACGGAAUUAAUAUUAUAAUGACUGAAACGCGGUCCAUUAAGACUACAUACCAGCUCUCAAAGAUGUUAAUCUGUGCACUAAAAUCCUAUUCACGACUAUGAAAUAACAUACACAUAAGAUUAAGACAAUGGUUGAACUGUGAUUUCGACUGUACUUGUAUGUAAAAUAGAGUUUGAAGCAACAGAAUAUCUUUUUUUAACUGAAAGUGCUGCUCCUCUCUGCUCGCUGAACAGGGCAGAUAGAGAUGCGUGUGCGCGCGCUGCCUGUGGGGGGGGGGGGGGGGGAGAGAGAGAGAGAGAGAGAGAGAGAGAGCGCGAGCGCUUGUGCUCGUUCGGCAGUACUGGAGAGUCUCAGAGAAUAAAUAAGGUCUGUCAAAAAAAAGUCGCUAGAUUUGUCGCUAGUCGCUUUUUUGGAAAAAAGUCGCUAUGGGGGUUUGAAAAGUCGCUAAAUCUAGCGACAAAUCCGCUAAGUUGGCAACACUGAGUGAACGCGUUGUCGUAGCGCUUGACAUUUACAUAACAAAAGCUGCGGACAGACACGCGCUCAGCGCUCUUUACUCCACGCGACACACGAGAGCUCCACACACAAACACAGUGUCCGUCGUUUCCCAGCGUUUCCAGUCGAUUGGAUAUAAGUUUGUGUCUUAUUUUCCAAACCUGGGUGUAUGCUGUGUUUUGGUCAGUCAUCCUUUUUCCGCUUUAACCACCCAGAGGAGGCCCUCAGGAUGAAGAGUUUGAUGCCAGGUGGAAGCCCUGGAUUUACCAGUACCUACAAAAACCAUUCAGAAACCCAUCGGCAGCUCAAUGGAAACCACCUUCCUUUGCAAGAGCGACCUCGUCCUGGACAAGGCACUCUUGUGCGCUCUAUUGACAAGGAUCUUCAUGACAUUAUGAAUUCUCUGACUAUGGAUGAAGGCCAGACUUACUCAUCUGAGCAAUGUAAAAAUGCCCGCCACCCCAUUCCAAAGUCUGCUCAACGUGAGCUCAUGCUCAACGGGAGCGGCCACAGUCUUGUCUCCCAUCCAGCCAGUCCUGGUACUUUGUCUGUAAGCUCCAAUUAUGAAAAUACCAGUCCUCCUUUCUCCCCCCUCUCCACCCCUUCUGUGGUUAGCAGUACAGGGUCUUCCACUAAUACCCGUUCUACCAGCUACACCCAUAUUGUCCAGGCCCCAGUGCCACAGCCACGCACUUUUGCAUCCAAAGGCAGCAGUUCCAAUGGAGGGCUAAAGGAUCAAGAAAGUUCCAGGCUUCAAAAAGCCUUAACUGAAACCCCCUCAAGUCCAGUGAUGAACCGCAGAGGAUCUUCUAGCCCUAGAUCCAGUGUUGGCUCAUCAGUCCAAGAAACUUCUUCCAGUCUUCAGUCCCAUUCACGUGCACUCCUUCCUCCAGACAGUCCCCAGUCAUCCCGUCGUGGUGUAGAACCAUCCAGCAUGCGUGAACUUCCUCCUCUCAGCCCGUCCACAGCACGCAGAGGUGUCCUUGGGGUACCAGUUCUCCCUGGAGCUCUGCCCGGCAUUCCUUCGACCUCUCGUGGCCGGACUGUACCAGAGAGUCCUCGUCUUCAACGAAGAGCCACAGCUGAGGAAGAAGUAGGAAAUACGAAACUGAAGGACCAGCAGAAGGGGGGUCUAACCCCAGCUCUUGGCUCUCAGGCUGGUGUCUCUCCCCUCACUAGUCCCCGUAACCAGAGAAAGAACUCCAGGGAGCCUCGGCAGGUUCAGCCGCGCACACGGGAACGUAAGAACAGCAUUUCAGAGGUCAGCGACAAAGAGGAAGACCUUCUGGAGUACCAUCGUUGGCAAAGAGAAGAAAGGAUGCGUGAGCAGGAAAUGGAGAGGCUGGAGAGACAGAGACUUGAGACCAUCCUGAAUUUGUGUGCCGAGUAUAAUAAGAGUGACCCUCCAGUGGGCAUGGACACAGGGAGGGCGUGUCAAUUUCCAGGGAUGGAGGAGGUCUCUGUUCGGCGACCCGGCCCUGACCCUGCAAGUGGGUUAGCCCAGAGCUCUCACAGACAGAGAGAGAGUGAGGAGGAGAACCUGAAAGAGGAGUGUAGCAGCACUGAGAGCCAGCACCAGGAGCAUGAAGAUUCUUCAGUGCUUGGGCAGCAGGAGAGAGCUUAUCUGGAGGAAGAGCAGCUCAGGGUUAUGGCUCGAGUGGACGAGCUGAAGACUCGUGUCAAUGACAUGGAACAGCAGAUACAGGAGUCUAGACAAGAGGCAGAGAUGGAGAGGGCAUUACUGCAGGGGGAACGGAGGGCGGAGCUUGAUCAAGUGGAGGCAGAGCUGGAGAUCAUCAAUCAACUUCAGCUGAAACUGAAUGAAGUGGAAAAUUCAACUCAGAGGGAGAAAGAGAAGGAGAGAGCAAAAGUCUCAGCUGAGCGGGAUGUCCUGGCCAGGCUGAGGGAUUCGUACAGUGAGCUGAAGGGCCAGCUUCAUAAUUGCCCCGAAUCACUGAGGGAGCACUUACAGGAACAGCUGACCAGGAAGGUGGAGGCACUGGAGUCAGCCACUAAGCGCUUUGAGGAUUUGGAGUUCCGCCAGUUGGAGCGAGAGAGUGGCAUAGAAGAGGAGAAGGAGACGGUCAGUAGGCAGCUGUUGCAAGAGAAGGCAGAGUAUUUCCGGAGUGUGGUCAAAAGGAAGGAGAAAAUGGCAGCUCUGGAGAUCCAGGCUAAUCAACUUGGAAUUCAGUCAGCGCAGGAUUGUGAAAGGAUGGCCAAAGAUAGAACCAUGGCCCUACAGAUGCUUCAGAAGGAAAAGGAGAGACUGUCUGCCCUGGAGAAGAGGUACCAGAGCCUGACCGGUGGAAAGACUUCCUCCAAGCCUGCCAACUCUAAGGAGGAAGUGCUUUACAUCAGUGAACCUGACCUUUUAAAUGAACUCCCAACCCAAAAUUCUCUGCUCCCCUCAUCAUGUUGUCAAAGAUCUACCCCUCAGAUAUAUUCUAACAGGCCACAGGAGGAGUACCUCAGACUCUCUGAUGUAUAUAAGAUGUAUGGGAACGGAUGUAUCCCCGCCCAGACUGCCUUCUCUAAUGCUCUUUGUCUACCGCUGGCUGUAACAUCAGACACACCUCGUGAGGAGUAUGUGACAGUCAGUCAGUUAAACCAGCUGUUCGGGAUGCCCAAAGUUGACCCCUCCCCCACAUCUCCAGUCCAAUCAUUCCAAGCUAUUGUCGCUGACCCUGUCCACUCCAGCCACACAUCCCAGUGUGGCUCCUCCCAGUCACUUCCUGUUGAGACCCAGCCUGCAUGGACUAGGCCCUCAAUCCCCAGGCUAGAUUCAGAGCGCUGGUACCAGGAGAUUAUGGCAGCAGGGGAGCCCAGUCAUGCCUGUCCUCCCCCUCUGCCAGCUAAGUGUAUCUCCUCACGUAAACCUAUGCAGAUCUAUAAGCAGGACAGUGAGCUGGGACAGAACAACGGCACCUUUACACCCCCGCCUUCCAAUAUGAGCACAUCAGGAAGAAACACACCCACCAAAAGUCUCCCAGAUCUGUCUCCUGCUUAUUUAGACUUAGACUCCAAGAGACAAUUGGAUCUCCAUGGCAGAGGGCUCUAUACUUGUGAUGAUUCCAGAAUCAGGCCUAUGGAUCCUAAACAGAACCACUGGGGGGCACCACAGGACUCUCACUCCCCUUUCCCACCUUCAGGUGCUCCCAUGGUACACCACUCCAUUCUGCACCACCAAGCACCCCCAGCUGGAGAGUCAGCAUAUGACACUCUGAGUUUGGAGAGCUCUGACAGCGUGGAGACCAGCGUAUCUACUGGCAACAACUCCACCUGUUCACCUGAAAGCAGCAAUGGGCUGGCCGGACUGAGGCUGGAGGAGAUGGAGAAGAUGUUGAAGGAGGCCCAGCAGGAGAAAGCCAGACUGGUGGAGAGUCGAGAGAGGGAAGUCCAGGCACGAAAGCAGCUGCUGGAGGCUGAGAGAAGACGGCGAGAGGAGGUGGAGAGGAGGCUCCAGGAUGAAACUGCACACAGACAGAGACUCGUGGAGGAAGAGGUCAAGCUGAGAGAGAAACAAUGUUCUCAGGCUCGGCCAAUGACGCGCUACCUGCCUAUUCGAAAAGAGGAGUUUGACCUGCGUUCUCAUGUGGAGUCAUCAGGCCACUGCGUGGACACAUGUGCAUAUGUCAUUGUUCAAGAGAAAAUGUGCAAGGGCCAUCUUGUGAAGAUGGGAGGCAAGAUCAAAUCUUGGAAAAAACGCUGGUUUGUCUUUGAUCGACUUAAAAGGACCUUCUCUUAUUACGUAGAUAAACAUGAGACCAAACUAAAGGGUGUCAUCUACUUCCAAGCUAUAGAAGAGGUGUAUUACGAUCACCUGCGCAGCGCAACUAAGAGUCCGAAUCCUUCGCUAACCUUUUGUGUGAAGACUCAUGAUCGACUUUAUUUCAUGGUGGCACCGUCCCCAGAGGCCAUGCGCAUUUGGAUGGACGUCAUAGUAACGGGUGCCGAGGGCUACACGCAGUUUAUGACCUGAGGGAGAGCGGAUGCGACUCUGCCUGCAGUGAUGUGAGAGCAGGCAGGACUCAUUUAACAGGACGUGUAACAUAUGCAAUAUAAUGUUUAAAAACUUCAGCCAGCACUGACAUUGUGACAAGAGAAAAACUGGAAAGCAGGCUGGCCUGAUGACGACGUAUUAUUGUGCAACUGAUGGUCAGAUUUUAUGUUACUAAAAACAGAAACUGAAAAUAUACAUAUAUAUAUAUAUAUAUAGAUGGAAAGAGUGGAAGCAAAGAAUGUUUUUCUCUGUGUAUUGUUGUAAUAUAGAGAAAGGAGACAGUUACAGAGCUUGCAGUAUUUCAUGGCAUUUCAAAUCAAUCAUAUUGCAUUUUUUUAAUCUACAGUUUUAUGGUGCCCAAUAUUCAGGUGUAUAUACAUCAAUGUAUUAACUUUUUACUUUUAGUUAUUUAGGUGCAGUUACAUACAAUUAGAUUAAAUGUAAUAGUACAUGAUAGCAGUCAUAAUCUCUUUUAGGUAGAAAAUCAGCAUUCACAUUUUAAAUAGCUAUGAAAUACAUUUUACUGCAUUUCAGGUGCUGUAUGUGUCAGAUAUAUAUAAUGUUCUUUGCUGCAAAGUUUAUAAAAAAAAAUGGUUCAGGUGCUCAGUUAUGUAACUGAAAACUGUAGCCCUGCUACCUGAUUUGUACAUUUAUCAUACAAGAUAAUUUGGUGGGGGACCAUUGCAGUAAAUAUUUUUGGUUUCAAGACCUUUGUACCGACAGGUUUUGCCUUGCCAAAGCUUUACCCAUGUUGAUAUAUGUACUCUGACUUGCACAUCUUUUAUUUCAGGUAUUUAAAAAAUGUGUGGAUGCGCCACUAUGAUUUAUAAUCCGAUAUUGUGCUGUUCAGAUUAUUGAUAUCAUCUUUAAUGAGAAAAACAGUGUGAACUUUUGAUAAUUCAGUGUUACAACACUAAAAAUGUAUUUCUAAAUAUUAACUUUUUUUUAAACAAGUAGCAUAUACUCUUAAGCAAAUAAAAAGUCUAACGAAGUAUAA
Molecule: messenger RNA, 5521 nt
Organism: Carassius gibelio (silver crucian carp)
Lineage: Eukaryota; Metazoa; Chordata; Actinopteri; Cypriniformes; Cyprinidae
Gene: phldb1a
Product: pleckstrin homology-like domain, family B, member 1a
Exons: 23
Coding region: 694-4503 (1269 amino acids)
Biological process (GO): regulation of microtubule cytoskeleton organization
Cellular component (GO): basal cortex
Molecular function (GO): protein binding
Source: RefSeq, a predicted model, not a curated record